Molecule: messenger RNA, 1897 nt
Organism: Acanthopagrus latus (yellowfin seabream)
Lineage: Eukaryota; Metazoa; Chordata; Actinopteri; Spariformes; Sparidae
Gene: map3k7cl
Product: map3k7 C-terminal like
Exons: 5
Coding region: 725-1180 (151 amino acids)
Cellular component (GO): nucleus; cytosol
Source: RefSeq, a predicted model, not a curated record
GCUUUGUUGAUAUUUGGCGGACCCCGCCACCUGUCCUGUUUCAAACAGUGAACUGGGGACCUUAUUUUCCUUUAUUUUCUAUUUUCGAAACCUAAAUCUUGUCAGCUCCAAAAAAAAAAAAAAAAAAAAAUACUCAUAUACUUCCCAAUGCAAAAAUUGCCUUUUUCAAGAGACACUUCCUGUCUGGUAUUCUAUCCAAAACUCUUUACCCACAGUGUCUCGUUUUUAAAAAAAGUAAAGUCUAAAUUCCAGCCUGAACAAAUAAGAUAAGUGAACUAUUCAAGUGUCCACCAACCCUCCAAAAAGGUAAACGGACUGGGAGGAUGCUCUAUUUUUCCUCUGCAGGAGUCUAUUACAGCAGAUGUUCAUUCUGAGCAGCUGCCUCAUUGCACAGCUAUUGCAAAGCCCAGAGACCAUCCCGGCGGCAUGACCGUGUCACUCAAAGCCGCCGCGCGAGCUAUGGGCAUUUUUGCGGGCUCGAGUCAUGUCAUCCGAGACAUUUAAUUGGGCCCUGGCCGCCACGGGGGGGGGACACACACAAGCGGGACGGCAUUCCUCCACAGCUCUGCGCCCCUGUUGUGUUGCUCUCCGCCGCGUGCGCCGCAGUCCGCGGAUGACGUGCCCGCCUGGUGCCCACGCAGAGUUUGAGCCUGCCGGACUGACACAUGGGUAGUGGACGCCUCGACCAUAGUGGAAAACUUUUUUAAAAAAUACUAAAGGAUAAAUGAUCACCUCAACCAGAAGAGUGUCUCCUGAUAAAUCCGAAGUAAGGAUCGCCUUCAGCCUCGACGAUGCAUCAGAUGUAAAAGAUGUGGAGGACUGCCCCCAGACUUUCCCGGAUCUUGAGCAGCGAUUACAGGCCUCUCUCUCUGACCUCUUGCAGCCCGUGCCCCCCUGUGUGUCUCUGAGAGAGAGCGUCCAGGUGUACAAGGAACACUGCAGGAUGGCGAGGGAGUUCCACCAGGUCAAACACGACAUCGCCGUGCUCGAGGACCGCAAGCGUAAAUUGCUGGCAGAGCUUGUGGAGGACGAGAAGGUCGCCGUGGAGAUCGCCCGUCUGGAGGAGGAGUUCCGGCGUCUAACGGAGGAGAACCGCACCCUGGUCACCGUCCACAACGAGCGCGCUCAGCAGCUGGAGAGCCUCUGCUUGACCGACCGGACGAGGCAGGACUCCUCGUGACCUCUGACCUCCGCGGAACCUGAGACCUCCGAAAACGUCCAGCUGACGCCCAGUCGAGUUAAAGGCUCAUUCUGCACAGCAACAGUCAGUGAAUCAGCUAAUUACACAGAGGGGCGCCCUGUUUGUUCAAGCCUGAGUCAUUCAGUCGAACCACAGACGGACUGUCGUCAUCAUUGUGAGGUUGUUGUAGAGAUUCUACUGAGCUAUGACACAUCAGCCCCUUGUCUGGGUGCUGUUUGGUUAUUAUUCUGUGAUCUUGCAGAGCCUUCCUGCAACACCUCAUGGCACACUAUUUACACAAUGUCAGCUGCUGUCAGUGUGAUCCGUCUCAGGUCCUGUGGAGACUCAGAUCUUGUACCUGAGGUCUGCGGAGGUGGUUGGAGAUGAUGUGGUCCAAAUGUUGUGUGUACGUGUCCCUGCCCCCCCCCCCUCCCUCCCCCACUCUGCCACCCACAGCACUUGCCCGACAAAGUUCCUGUUAUGAUAAUAAAAUAAUAAAAAAAAAAGGAAAUGAGAUGAGAUGAGUGUUUAAGACAGCGUCAGGCGAUGGGGGAGUUAAGACCCAUUUGUGAGAUAAUCCUUUUCACAAUAAGUAUCUGUUAGGGUUGUACAUUUUUUUUUUUUUUUUUUGAUGUGUCACCCACCUGUCGAAGGGGAAGUACUCUACAAGAUAAACUGUUGCUUAAUUGUCUUCGUCUAUUAAUAAAACGCGUUUUA